CACAGGCGGCGGUGUAAAAAAAGAAAGUUGACUUGUAAUAACCUGACGACGUAAAUGUUGGUUUUUAGUUAUGCUUGAUUCAUUUACUGUAAAAAAUGAGAACAUUAAAGGGUGUUUUGCUCGCUGUGGUGUAGUUACGCUAAUUAGCGCUCACUGUUGCCUUGGUUACGACAAAGCCACAUUARCAUGGCGCUAACUUGACUGAGCCGCUCCAGCCUCUUUGUUUCAUGGGGUUCCUCCGCUCUGUUUAUUGGCUCAGAGACUGUCCGUCCUUUUUUUUUUCCUCCACUACAGCACCUCCUCCUCCUCCUCCUCCUCCCCACCCAGCCCCGCACCACACCAGCUCCUGUCUCUUCUCGGAGGAGCGGCGGGGCUGAGAUGUGGCUGCGGUCCGCUGACUCUCCCUUCCUGUGCAGCCGUGUGUCGGAGAGGAGCGCCCGGGAUCCACGGCGAUGYGCUCCGGCGGCGGGCUGAAAUAAGAGGGAGUCGCCCCGGGAGGGGAGCCAGGAGACCAGGAGUAAAAUAAAAAUACAAACAAACUGCAGCGGAGGAGAUUUUUUUCCUCAGGAGGAUGACUGAAUGCUGACAAAGAAAACAGGGAGCCCCUCUGGCUUUGUGGACACCCUAACCUGAGAGACCCGCUGAUCUCUGACACACAUUUUAUAUUAAUACGAGCUUCAGGGGGGAACCAUGCCUGUCCGGAGAGGGCAUGUUGCGCCACAAAACACAUUUUUAGGGGUGAUUAUCCGGAAAUUCGAAGGACAAAAUAAGAAGUUCCUCAUAGCCAACGCCCGCGUGCAGAACUGUGCGAUCAUCUACUGCAACGAUGGCUUCUGCGAGAUGACGGGCUUCUCCAGGCCGGACGUCAUGCAGAAGCCGUGCACGUGCGACUUCCUGCACGGCCAGUUCACCAGCCGGCACUCUGUGGCCCAGGUGGCCCAGGCACUGCUGGGCUCGGAGGAGCGCAAGGUGCAGAUCACCUACCACCGCAAGGAUGGUUCAAAGUUCCCCUGCACAACCCACAUCAUCCCUGUGAAGAACGAGGAGGGUGUGGUCAUGAUGUUCAUCCUGAAUUUCGACUACAUUUUGGAAGAAGGAAGCAGUGAGUCACUGGAGAGACUCAACCACACAUCACCCAACAAAGCUGAACAACGACGGGGGAGAUUCUUUCGCUUCCGGUUCCCGGCCUUACCUCUCCUGGGCAUCAGCAAGCAGUCCCUUCCGCAGGAGGACCCAGACGCUGUCAUGGUGGACUCCCCCCGCCACAGCGACAGCUCCGUUGCAACGCACAACUACCAACUUCCUGCCACCCGCGAGAGCUGCAGUCCCUCCUACGCGAACGACACUCGGGCUCUCAUCGGGCCCAGCCAUUGUUCCACCCCCAUGUCUGGACCUCUGAACCACUCAUCACCCAAAGGCCCCUGGGAUCGGUUGUAUCCAGAGCAGACCCAACACGAGAGCCAGGAGGACACACUGACAGCGGCACCAUCAAUCCCAGGACUCACUCCAACAGCCUCCAGAGAGACCGUGUGCAGUAUACGCAGAGCCUCCUCCGUGCAUGACAUGGAAGGUUUUGGAACCAAGUCAAAGCUGGUCUUUAGGGACAGACACGCCAGUGAAGACAAUGGUCGCAAUAUCAAAGUGUCACGCUCCUGGAUGGCUGGGGGGCCUCUCAGCCACAUCAAAUCCAGCCUGCUGGGCUCCACCUCUGACUCAAACCUCAACAAGUACAGCACCAUCAACAAGAUCCCCCUCAUCACGCUCAACUUCUCAGAGAGCAACAAUGAGAAGAAGUGCCCCUCCCCUCCGUCCUCAGAGAAAACCAUCAUUGCACCCAAAGUUAAAGACCGGACACACAACGUCACCGACAAGGUCACACAGGUCCUCUCUCUCGGUGCGGACGUCCUUCCUGAGUACAAGCUGCAGACGCCACGUAUCGACAAGUGGACCAUCCUCCAUUACAGCCCGUUUAAAGCCGUGUGGGACUGGCUCAUCCUGCUGCUCGUCAUCUACACGGCCAUCUUCACGCCCUACUCCGCCGCCUUCCUGCUCAACGACAUCGAGGAGCGGCAGCGGCGAGAAUGUGGCUACUCCUGCUCCCCGCUGAACGUGGUGGAUCUGAUCGUGGACAUCAUGUUUAUCGUGGACAUCCUCAUAAACUUCAGGACCACGUACGUCAACUCCAAUGAGGAAGUAGUCAGCCACCCGGCCAAGAUCGCCAUCCAUUACUUUAAAGGCUGGUUCCUCAUAGACAUGGUGGCGGCCAUACCCUUUGACCUGCUCAUCUUUGGCUCAGGAUCAGAAGAGACCACCACUCUMAUUGGUCUACUAAAGACAGCCCGUUUGCUACGACUGGUUCGAGUUGCCCGUAAGCUGGACCGGUACUCAGAAUACGGKGCUGCUGUUCUUAUGCUGCUCAUGUGUAUCUUUGCGCUGAUUGCCCAUUGGUUAGCUUGCAUCUGGUAUGCAAUCGGCAACGUGGAGAAGCCUUAUCUGGAGCAUAAGAUCGGCUGGUUGGACAACCUCGGGGUGUCAAUAGGAAAAAAAUACAACACCACUGACCCUGCCUCAGGCCCCUCCAUCAAAGAUAAGUAUGUGACGGCGCUCUACUUCACCUUCAGUAGUCUGACCAGUGUCGGCUUUGGGAAUGUCUCCCCCAACACCAACUCUGAGAAGAUCUUUUCUAUCUGUGUCAUGCUCAUCGGAUCUCUAAUGUACGCCAGCAUCUUUGGGAACGUGUCCGCCAUCAUCCAGAGGUUGUAUUCAGGUACGGCCAGGUAUCACCUGCAAAUGCUCCGGGUCAAAGAAUUCAUCCGCUUCCACCAGAUCCCCAACCCACUGAGGCAGAGGCUGGAGGAGUACUUCCAACAUGCCUGGACGUACACCAACGGCAUCGACAUGAACAUGGUCCUGAAGGGUUUUCCAGAGUGCCUGCAGGCCGACAUCUGCCUCCACCUCAACAAGAGCCUCCUCCAUGGCUGUAAGGCAUUUCGUGGGGCAACUAAGGGCUGCCUGCGGGCACUGGCCAUGAGGUUCAAGACGACCCAUGCUCCCCCCGGGGAUACGCUGGUCCACUCUGGAGACGUGCUCACGGCGCUCUACUUUGUGUCCCGCGGAUCCAUCGAAAUCCUUAAAGAUGACAUUGUGGUGGCCAUCCUGGGUAAAAACGACAUCUUCGGUGAAAUGAUCCAUCUGUUCGCCAAGCCAGGGAAGUCGUGCGCGGACGUGCGAGCGCUGAGUUACUGCGACCUGCACACCAUUCAGAGGGACGACAUCUUGGAGGUGCUGGACAAGUACCCAGAGUUUGCUGACCACUUCUUCACCAACCUGGAGCUGACCUUCGAUCUCCGUGAUGAAAACGCAAAGACGACCCACACAAAGACAAGUGAUUCUAACAUGGACUUGAAGUGCCGAAGACGAGUUUCCUACAAGAGGAGAUCAUCCACAGGUCAGAGUAAAAUACUGGUAUUUAGUCAGUGGAGUACAUCUUCUUGUCUAGAUUUCUAUCAAAUGGUACAUAUGUAUCAUAUGUUCCACCAGGGCCUACUUAACCUGCUGGUAGGCCCUGUGGUUAAGGGGUCCUGUAGACACCCCCAGGUUUGGAAUCCUGGUUGCACUAAUCAGCUAAUAGCUAAUAGUCAGUUUCAACACUGAGCACCAUUCAGACCAAUUUCUGAUGGACAGUAUUUACAAAUUUAUAACCAACCAGGUUACUGAAAGCACUUC
Molecule: messenger RNA, 3726 nt
Organism: Austrofundulus limnaeus
Lineage: Eukaryota; Metazoa; Chordata; Actinopteri; Cyprinodontiformes; Rivulidae
Product: potassium voltage-gated channel subfamily H member 2
Exons: 14
Coding region: 691-3654 (987 amino acids)
Biological process (GO): potassium ion transmembrane transport; regulation of membrane potential
Cellular component (GO): plasma membrane
Molecular function (GO): inward rectifier potassium channel activity
Source: RefSeq, a predicted model, not a curated record